GCGCGCCUUGAGGGCACAACUUGGGCGCGAGCAGCGGAGUUGGCUGGGUGCACUGUCGGCCGCGGCCGCAGGCUAAGCUGAGGAGGGAGGAAGGGACGGGAGGAGAAGGGAGUGCGGGGUGGCGUCGGCCCACUUUGCAGUGCGCUGGGCUCCCGCGCGCUUUCGGAGGCAGCCGGGGAGGUGAAGCAGGGCGGCGGCGGGGUGGGCGGGUCUGCGCGGCCGCGGCCGGGUGGAAUAGCGUGGUGUCCCAGCUUUCUGCGGUCGGGCUCCUCAGCGGCUUUGCAGAGCGCUCUGCGUCUGUUGGGCUGCGUGGGCCCUUAGACCUGUGACCCUGGUUGAGCCUCCUCUACUCUGGCCUUUGGGGCACUUGAACGAGCAAUGGUGUGCAGGGGCUGUCUAGCUCUGGUCUUACUCAUUACGGGCAAGCUUCCUGAAUAGGGGUGAAGUGUCCGACUCCCUGGUUUCCCGGUUCCUUGGUGCAGGCAGCGGAAGGCUUGCCGGUAUGGGAGUGAGUGAUUGUGAGUUACUGUAAACACAACUGGAAGCCACCUCGGCGUGCAGUUUGUGAGAAGAUUUGGCAGCUGUGUCCAGGAGAAUGCACUUGGUUAGGGCCUGGACAGCCUAUGAGACGUUAUCAUUCUAGAUCAAGAAACUUAGACCUUGAGAUAUAUUGAAGUUGGGGCAGUAAACGCUCACGUAAAAGGUGCUAAUUGGGAAGUGGUCAUCCCCAGUCUCCUUCUCCCUGAUGACCAUAGAAAUUAUUCAGAAUGAGGAGAUCAGAAGCCUUUUGCUUGCUUAGCAGUUCUUCUCCAUGUGGGGGGAUAGAACUUCUGGAAACGUUCCUAUAGUGUAAAUUUUGCCUACGUAUAGGCUGUCUUUAUUGGCUAUUGCUUGCAGCCAAUUGCCGUUAGUAGGGGAAUGGAGGUAAGCUGUCUGAAGCAACGUUAUGUUUUGAGUUCAUUUCGUUUUAAAGAAAGGUUUUCUAGAGAAUUGAAAGCUCGAUGUGCACCUUUAGUUUACUUUGGUACUUAGCUCCUCCCACCCCUCGCCGCGUUCCCCCUCCCCCAUCCUUUAGCCUCAUCUGUUUCAGUGGUACAAUUCUCUUCAUCCCUUUUCGGUUACCAGUCACCCUCAGAGGAGGCAAGAGUGGGAAAUAUGAAGUCAGCCAAGUCCCAAGUGAACCACACUCAGCAAGGGGAAAACCAGCGGGCUCUGAGCCCCCUGCAGUCUACUCUCAGUUCUGCUGCAUCUCCUUCCCAGGCAUACGAAACCUAUAUUGAUAAUGGACUUAUAUGCCUUAAACACAAAAUUAGGAACAUCGAGAAGAAGAAGCUCAAACUGGAAGAUUACAAAGAUCGCCUGAAAAAUGGAGAGCAGCUUAACCCAGACCAGUUGGAAGCAGUGGAAAAGUAUGAAGAAGUACUUCAUAAUUUGGAAUUUGCCAAGGAGCUUCAGAAAACCUUUUCUGCACUGAGCCAAGAUCUCCUGAAAGCGCAGAAAAAGGCCCAGAGAAGGGAGCACAUGCUAAAACUUGAGGCCGAGAAGAAAAAGCUUCGAACUAUACUUCAAAUUCAGUAUGUAUUACAGAACUUGACACAAGAACAUGUACAGAAAGACUUCAAAGGGGGCUUGAAUGGUGCAAUGUAUUUGCCUUCAAAAGAACUUGACUACCUCAUUAAAUUCUCAAAACUGACCUGCCCUGAAAGAAAUGAAAGUUUGAGUGUUGAAGACCAGAUGGAGCAGUCAUCCUUGUACUUUUGGGACCUUUUGGAAGGUAGUGAGAAAGCAGUGGUAGGAACAACAUACAAACAUGUGAAAGACCUGCUGUCCAAAUUGCUGCACUCAGGUUAUUUUGAAAGUGUCCCAGUUCUCAGGAAUUCUAAGGAAAAAACAGAAGAAAUGUUAAUGCAGUCAGAAAAGAGAAAGCAGUUACUGAAGACUGAGUCUAUCAAAGAGUCAGAAUCUCUGAAGGAACUUGUACAGCCAGAGAUACAGCCGCAGGAGUUUCUUAACAGACGCUAUAUGACAGAAGUAAAUUUUUCAAGAAAACAAGAAAAUGAAGAACAAUCCUGGGAAGCAGAUUAUGCUAGGAAACCAGGUCUCCUCAAAUGCUGGAAUACACUUCCAGAACCAGAUGGUCAGGAGAAGAAGAAGGAGUCCGUGGAGUCGUGGGAGUCUUCUCUUAAGUCUCAGGAGGUAUCCAAGCCUGUGGUGUCUUUCGAACAGGAGAAGCUCAGGCCAACAUUACAGGAAGAGCAGAAGCAGCAGAUUUCCAUGGCACCUGUCAGUCAAUGGAAGCCAGAAAGCCCUAAGUCCAAAGUGGGCAGCCCUCAAGAAGAGCAGAAUGUACAGGAGACGCCAAAGCCGUGGGUGGUUCAGCCACAGAAAGAACAAGAUCCAAAGAAGCUACCUCCUGGAUCCUGGGCAGUAUCUGUGCAGAGUGAACAGAGUGGCAGCAGAUCCUGGACCACUCCUGUGUGCAGAGAACAGGCUUCAGUGCAGCCUGGGACUCCAGUAUCCUGGGAAAACAAUGCUGAGAACCAGAAACACUCCUUAGUACCACAAUCACAGAUCUCUCUGAAGUCCUGGGGAGCAGCUUCAGCAGGCCUCUUACCAAAUGACAAGGUCCCUCCCAGGAAGUUAAAUGUAGAGCCCAAAGAUGAGUCUGUUCUAGAUGUCGACACACCCUCAAGUGCAAUUCCAUCUUCUCAGCCGCCUUCAGCUUCGCCAGUCUCUGCAGUAUCUGCAGAACAAAACUUGUCCAACCAAAGUGAUUUUCUUCAAGAGCCAUCAAAGGCUUCUUCUCCAGUUACUUGUAGCUCGAAUGCUUGCUUGGUUACUACUGAUCAGGCUUCUCUGGGAUCUGAAACAGAGUUUAUGACCUCAGAGACCCCUGAGAUGGUGGCUCCCCCCUGCAAGCCAGCAUCUGCACUUGCUUCUCCAAAUCCUCCACUGUCGAAGGGCUUCCAGUUACCUCCUGCAAGUGGGAGCUCGGCAGCCAUUAGCACAGCACCCUUUCAGGCCAUGCAGACAGUAUUUAAUGUUAAUGCACCUCUGCCUCCACGGAAAGAACAAGCAAUGAAAGAAUCUCCUUAUUCAUCUGGCUACAGUCAAAGUUUUACUUCAUCAAGUACACAGACAGUAUCCCAAUGUCAGCUCCCAGCUGUACACGUGGAGCAGACAACCCAACCUCCUGAGACUGCUGCAGGUUACCAUCCUGAUGGAACUGUUCAAGUAAGCAAUGGGAGCCUUGCCUUUUACCCAGCACCCACGAGUAUGUUUCCCAGACCUGCUCAGCCAUUUAUCAGUAGUAGGGGGGCUCUGAGAGGAUGUUCACGUGGAGGGAGGUUACUAAUGAAUCCUUAUCGGUCUCCUGGUAGCUACAAAGGUUUUGAUAGUUACAGAGGCCUUCCCUCAGCUUCAAGUGGGACUUACAGCCAACUGCAGCUGCAAGCUAGAGAGUAUCCUGGGACACCUUACUCUCAGAGGGAUAAUUUCCAGCAGUGUUAUAAAAGAUCAGGGACAUCUAGUGGUCUUCAGGCAAAUUCAAGAGCAGGGUGGAGCGACUCCUCUCAGGUGAGCAGCCCAGAGAGAGACAGCGAGACUUUUAACAGUGGAGACUCUGGGGUAGGAGACUCCCGGAGCAUGACCCCAGUGGAUGUGCCAGUGACAAGCCCAGCAGCCGCCAUUCUGCCAGUACACGUCUAUCCUCUGCCUCAGCAAAUGCGAGUUGCCUUCUCAGCUGCCAGAACAUCCAAUCUGGCUCCUGGAACUUUAGACCAACCUAUUGUGUUUGAUCUUCUCCUGAACAACUUGGGAGAGACCUUUGAUCUUCAACUUGGUAGAUUCAAUUGCCCAGUAAAUGGCACUUACGUGUUCAUUUUUCACAUGCUAAAGCUGGCUGUGAAUGUACCACUGUAUGUCAACCUCAUGAAGAAUGAGGAGGUCUUGGUGUCAGCCUAUGCCAAUGAUGGUGCUCCAGACCAUGAGACAGCAAGCAACCAUGCUAUUCUCCAGCUCCUCCAGGGAGAUCAGAUAUGGUUGCGCUUACACAGGGGAGCGAUUUAUGGAAGUAGCUGGAAAUACUCUACAUUUUCAGGCUAUCUUCUUUAUCAAGAUUGAAAUUCAGUUCAGAGAAAACAACGGAGUUUUCUCUAGUGGAUCUAAGGAGAAGUAGUCCUUGCCCUGGUGGUUGACUGGUUGAGGAAAGUAUUUCUGUUCCUAGGAAAAGAAGGAGGUCCUUACUUUUUUGUUUUCUUUUUAUGUGAAGACUUUGAAGCAGAAUGAUAAUUAGCACUAAUCUGGCACUUUAUAAAUUGUGAUGUAGCCUUGCUAGUCACACAGCAAAUAUGUAUCGCUUGCACUUAACCCUGAACUGUGUUAAUGGUCAGCUUACUGAACUGAAUGCCUCAACUUCAGACAAGUUACCAUGCCUCGUUGUGCCUCAAUAAAAAAUUUAAACUGCA
Molecule: messenger RNA, 4466 nt
Organism: Rattus norvegicus (Norway rat)
Lineage: Eukaryota; Metazoa; Chordata; Mammalia; Rodentia; Muridae
Source: RefSeq, a predicted model, not a curated record